AUGUUUUCUCUUCACUUCCUCAUGAUUUUGGCAUGCGUAUCCGUCGUGGUCGGGACGCCUACUUCCAUCGCAAGCAGGGCCAGCCCCUUCAGAUACCUAAUCACUUUCGGUGAUUCCUAUUCCCAAACCGGGUUUUCAAUCACAGGCACCAAACCCUCAACCUCAAAUCCAAUCGGCAAUCCACCUUUCCCAGGCUAUACCACGAGCGGAGGCAACAACUGGAUCACCUACCUCCUCCAACCCUCAACCUCAACAACCAUGCUAAACUACAACCUCGCAUCCGGCGGCGCUACUACAGAUGCCACUCUUGUACGCCCUUUCCAAUCUACAGUCCUCUCCCUCGUCGACCAAGUCUCCCUCUUCACCAAGAAUCUCUCUCCCCUCCCGAGUCCCCUUUCCCCAUCCAACACCUUAUGCGCAAUCUGGAUCGGCGUCAACGAUGUUGGGAACGCAUGGUCUGACCCAAAGUGGCCUACUCUCUCACAAACAGUCAUCAACAGAUAUAUGGAACAAGUUGAGAAGUUAUAUAAGGGAGGGGCAAGGAAUUUCCUAUUUCUAAGUGUGCCACCUAUUCAGAAAACGCCAAGUGUGAUGCUACAGAGCAGUAGUACGCAAAUGAAAGAAGGAGAGGCUGUUGUGCGGUACAAUGGGCUACUUGGUCGGGGGGUAGAGGCUUUUAAGGGAAACCAUAGUGAAGUUACGACGUGGGUACUCGAUACGACCGUCGCGUUCGAGACUGCUAUCAAAGAUCCGAAGAGUUUUGGAGCAAAGGAUGCGAAAUGUUAUAAUAAGGAUGGGAUAAAAUGUUUGUGGUUUAACGAUUAUCAUCCUGGGCAGGCGAUUCAUAAGUUGGUUGCACAGGGUGUGGUUACUUUGGUGGGGUUAUGA
Messenger RNA from Glarea lozoyensis ATCC 20868, 888 nucleotides. RefSeq names its product SGNH hydrolase. NCBI's taxonomy places the organism in Eukaryota, Fungi, Ascomycota, Leotiomycetes, Helotiales, Helotiaceae. The record is from RefSeq and is a predicted model, not a curated record. Gene Ontology annotation, molecular function: hydrolase activity, acting on ester bonds. The transcript is spliced from 3 exons. The coding region runs from base 1 to 888 and encodes 295 amino acids.